ACGACUACCUGAAAUCAGCAUUUAUUAAAUUGGAUUCUAAUUUGAAGUUAAUCUCAGAAUUUCUGAAAAGAAAACAAAUCUGUACAGACAAUAAUAAUAUGACUUAUCAUCCCGCAAUGGAACAUUACUCAGAUUCAGAAGACAACGUGGAUAUUGAUGGCACCAGUGAUGAUGAAUAUAGCGAUUCAGAGAAAAUGUUUCCGAAUAAAUCAAACUCACCGGGAUGUUCCGAAUGUGGUGUAACAAACUCAAAAUCAGCCAAAUUAACAGUGAAACCUUCAUUUCUCAUUACUGACAUUUUAUCGGACAGAAAAUCCCAGAAUAAAGACACUUCAUGUAGUGAUAAAACACAUUUAAAAGAAUCCUGUGAUACAGACUCAGAAGAUUUCAUCCCUCAUAGACAUGAUAGAUUUUCAGAGCACUGUCAUUACAGUAAUAAAUCAAAGAAACCGAGGAAAGCCAGGACUGCAUUUACAGACCAUCAAUUAAAUAGUCUGGAAAAACAUUUCGAAAGACAGAAGUAUUUAAGUGUUCAAGAUCGAAUGGAAUUAGCAGCUAAACUCGCCCUGACAGACACACAAGUCAAAACAUGGUACCAAAAUAGAAGAACAAAAUGGAAAAGGCAAACAGCUGUCGGUUUAGAACUGUUAGCUGAGGCAGGAAAUUAUGCAAACGUACAACGAAUGAUGAUGAAUCCGUAUUGGCCACCUUAUUCAGCAGAACCACACCAUGGACUCUAUCCUAGUGUUAACAGUCUCUAUCUACGACAAUCUACACCACUGUCUCCACGUGCAGUGAUGCCACACAUGUUUUUGUAGUUCACUGAUCACGUGAUUUCUAAAAACAGUAUUAUGAUCCUAUAAGGCAGACUAAGAACUAAAGAUAUUUUCAAUAUUUUUAUGGGUUUUGUGCAAUUUUAUUAUAAGCAUUUAUAUGUAGAACAUUUACAGAAGAAGGGUUACUUUUUUUAACAUACAAAACAUAUAGUUUGUUUCUAUUAGGCUCUAACUAAUUAUGGUGUUUCUUAAAAUACAAGUCCCUGGUAAUUGUAUAUAUUGUUACAUGAUAUUUUUCUAUAGAUACAUUUUAUAUAUAAUAUAAAAAAUGAAAAUAAAAAUGUGUUUUAU
Mytilus trossulus (common blue mussel) is the source of this 1127-nucleotide messenger RNA. Its product is annotated as barH-like 1 homeobox protein. Gene Ontology annotation, molecular function: DNA-binding transcription factor activity, RNA polymerase II-specific; DNA binding. The transcript is spliced from 3 exons. NCBI's taxonomy places the organism in Eukaryota, Metazoa, Mollusca, Bivalvia, Mytilida, Mytilidae. Gene Ontology annotation, biological process: regulation of DNA-templated transcription. The record is from RefSeq and is a predicted model, not a curated record. Bases 99 to 818 code for a protein of 239 amino acids.